Molecule: messenger RNA, 885 nt
Organism: Adineta steineri
Lineage: Eukaryota; Metazoa; Rotifera; Eurotatoria; Adinetida; Adinetidae
Source: the annotation of a GenBank genome assembly
AUGGAUUUACCAUCAACUAGAAGUAAAACAAACUAUUGGCAACAUCAACAAGAUGUUAAUCAUCAAACAGCAAAAUCUCAUAUAAAAUUAAAUAUCGAUCAACCAAGUACUUCUCAAUACAGUGAAAAUGUUCAAUUUUAUAAUGAUAAUAAUCAAUUAAAACGUACUCUAUCUAUAUCUGAUCAACGAGGAUCACCGUUUAAAAAACGUCAAUAUCCUCAACAAAUAACUACACCGAUUCAAGCCUUUCAACAAAUAAAUACACCGAUUCAAAUUCAAACUGAUGACGAUGAUGAUGAUAAUGAUGAUGAUGAUGAUUCAAAUACAGGAACGAUUUCUUCCAAAACGACACAUGAUACAAAACGAGAUGAUAAUCAAAGACGAGCUGCUCAUACAGCUGCUGAACAAAAACGUCGAAAUGCUAUUCGAAAAGGAUAUGAUGCAUUACAAAGUCUUGUACCCAAUAGUCAUUUACUUGAUCCAAUUAGUUCACAAAAAGUCAGUAAAGCAGCUAUACUUAAACGAUCUACUGAUUUUCUUGCACAAUUAAAUAAAGAAAAACAACAGUUAAGCAAUGAAUUAGAAAUGAAAAAACGAGAAACAAUCAGUUUACAUACUAUUCAAAAAGGAUAUGAAGAUAUUUUACAAAUGAAUAUCAAUUCAAGUAAAAAUGCAAAUGCAUCAAUAGAUGAUGAACAAAAAUUUAAAGUGUUUCAAAAUAUUAGUGAUACACUUUUUGUUACUUUUGAUCAAGCUAUGCAAACAGGUCAAAUUACAAAUUUUUCACAAUUUACAUCUAUAUUUCUUCGUUGGGUUGAAGAUUCAUGUCGACCAUCAGAUAUCAAUGAAAUUAUUUGUCGAGUAAUUGGAAAUUCAAAAUCAUAA